GUCUCUUCCAUCGGAAUGUUAAUCAUUGUGCAACCCACUGGACCCAAGGGCAACAGAAGUGAUGUGGCCGAGUGGGGAUUCGGGAUGAAUUUGGCCUCGCUUCAGGGUCCGUCUUUUCAUUCGUUGACUGUCAUGUCACCGGUGCUUGUUUCCCUCCUGGCCGUGGUGGCGUCCCUUCUCGCCUACGCCGUCUACAGGACGAAGAAGAUCUACAGGACGUGGAAGGAUCGAGGGGUGAAACACGAGGAGCCGGUGCUUUUCCUAGGAAAUUUCCUGAGGACAGUCCUCCAGAAGGCGAACCAAGGCGAAAGGUUGAAAGAGGUGUGUGACCAGUUCCCGGACGAGAAGGUGGUCGGCUUUUAUGAGUUCAUCCGUCCAUCCUUAGUCAUCAAAGACGCCGAAUACGUCGAGGCGGUCCUCAUCAAAGACUUUCCUCAUUUUGUGGACCAUGGAUUCGAAAUCAACGAGACGACGAAUGCGCUUGAAGUCAGCCUUUUCACUAUGACGGGAAAAAGGUGGAGAGCUUACAGAAACAAGCUUUCGCCGAUAUUCACAACAGGGAAGUUGAAAUCCAUGUACGGACUUAUGACGGACAUAGCUAACAAUUUAAUGAAAGCUAUAGACAGAGAGAAAACGGAAUGUCUGGAGUUGAAAGACGUCCUGGGACGUUUCUCCAUGGACGUGAUCGGUUCUUUCGCGUUCGGCAUGGACGCCAACACCCUGGCCGAUCCCGAGUGUAAAUUCAGAAAAAUGGGGAAAAAAACCUUCGAUUUCAACUUCAAACAAUUCCUCAAGUUCAUGUUUAUAACCAACUUCCCAGGAAUUUCCAAGAAAUACGGCUUGCCUUUCAACCCUAAAGACAUCCGGGAUUAUUUCGUCAACGUCAUAAAGGACACGAUUGACUACAGGGUGGAAAAGAAAGUCCGGAGGAACGAUUUCCUCGACCUCAUGCUCCAGCUCAGGGAGAAAGGUUCCGUGGAAAUAACGACGAAAGACCCCAGCGAUGAUUACCUGGCGAUCAGCAAUGAGACGUACACGACAGACAAAUUUGAAGUGACAGAUGACCUGAUGGUCGGGCAGGCUUUUAUCUUUCUGACGUCCGGUUUCGAAGCAACCGCUAUAAUAAUGAACCUGAUGUUUUACGAACUGUCCAAAAAUCCCGUGAUACAAGAACGAGCCAGGGAGGAGAUAAAUGAGAAAGUACGCGAACACGGCAGCCUCAGCUUCGACUCCGUCAAGGACAUGAACUACCUGGACAUGUGCUUGAAAGAGACAUUGAGGAAGUACCCACCGGCCCAGAUCCUUUUCAGAACCUGCACUAAAGAGUACACAUUUCCCAACGGACUCGUCGUCAAACCGGGCGAGAAAUUGAUCAUCCCGGUUUUCUCAAUUCAUCGCAGCAAUGAGCACUACCCGGACCCGAUGAAGUUCGACCCCGAACGCUUCAGCCCUGAUGUAUUCCAGAGGCCUUGCACUUACUUGCCUUUCGGCGAAGGUCCGCGGGUCUGCAUAGCGAUGAGGUUCGCGACACAGGAGAUGAAAUUCUGCCUUGCAAAGGUCCUCAUGUCCUACAAGAUCAAAGUUAACCCUACAACAAAAGAACCGAUUGAACUAAAAAAGAAUUCGUUCAUCACCACAACAAAACACCCCAUUUACUUCGACCUGGAAAUGAUUUCUUCUUAAACUUAAAAAAGGAUUUUUUUUCCUUGUACGAUUUUAUUCAAACCAACGAGAAAAUUCAAUUCAAUGUGCCAACGAGAAAAUUUGAAAUCAAUAAACGCCCAAGAAAUGUAAUUGUUAAAAAAAGAACAA
This is a messenger RNA of Cimex lectularius (bed bug), 1812 nucleotides long. RefSeq names its product probable cytochrome P450 6a14. The transcript is spliced from 5 exons. The record is from RefSeq and is a predicted model, not a curated record. Lineage: Eukaryota; Metazoa; Arthropoda; Insecta; Hemiptera; Cimicidae. Gene Ontology annotation, molecular function: oxidoreductase activity, acting on paired donors, with incorporation or reduction of molecular oxygen; heme binding; monooxygenase activity. The coding region runs from base 16 to 1683 and encodes 555 amino acids.